Messenger RNA from Lachancea meyersii CBS 8951, 603 nucleotides. The record is from the annotation of a GenBank genome assembly. Lineage: Eukaryota; Fungi; Ascomycota; Saccharomycetes; Saccharomycetales; Saccharomycetaceae.
AUGCAUUCGGAGACCAACUCGUCCCCGCAGCAGCGGAUCAUCACCUCGGACCAGUGGGUUUUCGAUCGCAGAGGUACGAAAGACGACUCCAAGACUCACACUGGGAAUCGCGCCAAGCGCGCUACGUUAUCGAAACAAGAACGGGAAAUGCGUCGCAAACAGCGUGAGAUUGAGACAGAGCAACUGCAACAGGAAUAUAGCACGGUUCAGAGCGAAAACUCGCGACUCAAAACGGUAAUAGCGAAGCUCAAGCAAGAUAUCGAGGUGUACACGCAGCUAGUGAUAGAAUCGUCGAGAGGACAGCACCGAACAGGGCCAUCCGAUGGCAUGGGCGUGGAUGUCGGGAUCAGCAAUCGUGACGAGCUGCCGCCUAUGGAAACGCUGCUGGUGAACGUAUCGAAACGACGCAAACGCGGGCGAAAAUCGCGGCAGGACCCGCCGGACGCGGUCGCGGCUGCAAAUGCGACGGACGACGACGACACGCUUGGAGUGCUGAGAAACACACAAGCGGACGUAAUGCUGGCGCCGGGCGCCGCGGACGUGGGACCUGAGGAGGUGGAUCUGAUGCAAAAGUUGAAAAACGUGCUUGCAGAAAUGGAGUGA